Messenger RNA from Diachasma alloeum, 1915 nucleotides. RefSeq names its product synembryn (gene ric8a). The transcript is spliced from 7 exons. The record is from RefSeq and is a predicted model, not a curated record. Gene Ontology annotation, cellular component: cytoplasm. Gene Ontology annotation, molecular function: guanyl-nucleotide exchange factor activity; G-protein alpha-subunit binding. Gene Ontology annotation, biological process: G protein-coupled receptor signaling pathway. Lineage: Eukaryota; Metazoa; Arthropoda; Insecta; Hymenoptera; Braconidae. The coding region runs from base 207 to 1805 and encodes 532 amino acids.
UAAAUCUCUCGCCCCUCUACCCACCUCUACACACUCUACCCACACCCCCCAACGUCGGUGACAGUGCAUCACUCGGUAUGCGAAUUGUGAAAUUUGGUAGCUGUUGACGAGACGCUCUGUCCAACAGAGCUUUUUCUUAUAGUGCGAAUGUCAGGAAUUCUUCUCGUCCACUGAGUGCUACCUGCUUUGUAGGAGUGCUUCUUGCAAUGGAAGAUUUCCUUGAAAUUAUCACUAAGACGGAACGAAAGGGGAUGGAAAAAUGUUUGGAACGCUUUUGCAAUGAUUAUGCCACAAAGAUGAAGUUCAAUGAGUUGGAUAAAGGCGAUUUGCGAUCUGCAGUCUGGGGUGGAAUUUUCAGAAGUUUAUCUGAUGAAAAUGAAUUCAAAAUUCAUCCCAAGUGUUUGGAGGCACUCAGAAUCCUCAGUCGGGAUAAGACAGAUCUAAACCAGUUGGUAACGGAUGAGAGACUGAGCACGAUCAUUCAUAAAGCAGGCGUGUCAGAUGAUCGUUUAGAACUUUCUUAUGAUGUAGCCAUUGUGGAAGCAUUGAAACUCCUCUGCAAUGUAAUAUAUCAUUCUGAAGUGAUUCAAAUUCAAUUACCAAAGACAGAAUGUCUGAAAAAUCUAGUCAAGAGAAUCCAGAAUCAAAAUUCGAAAUGUCAAUUCACCUACAACAUUGGAUUAUUAUUCGACAUAAGACUUUUAUUUCUGGCAACAGCAUAUGACUCAACGUGUCGGAAUACUUUGAAAGAGGAAGUGAAAGCUGAUGUCGAGUUGAUAAGGACUUUGGAUAGAUUAUCCCACGAAAUUAAAUCAGAGAAGAAUGAGGAAUUGACAGAGAAUUAUGUUGGAAUUGCAUGUGAAAUAUUGAAGGCACUUUUCAAUUUAUAUCUAGACUCGGAUGAUUCUACAGAUUGUCUAAAAAGUCAGCAUGAGAAAUUGGUUGACAUUCUUUACACACUAUUAUUGAUUAAAUCGAAAACGGAUGAUAUACACAGCCAUACUGCGAAUUUACUCACUGUCAUUCCACUCAGCUCUUUUCGUCCAAUUAUUCCCUCCGCAAAUCUAAUAAAAAAAGUCGUGGGUCAUCACGUUUAUGAGAAUAUGGAUAUGACAGCAGUCCAUCAAUUAUUAUUGUUAUUGGACAAGAGACUGGAUAACCCUCAGAAUUUAAUUGACAAUAUUUCUCCAGUUGUCACUGCUCUGGUGAAUUUGUCGAAGAGUCAACGAUUGAUACGAAAAUGGAUUAGGCAGCAAGUUCUGCCAUCUUUGAAAAGACGGGAUGUGAUGCAUAGGCCAGAAGAGGACCCUCAUCUUAGAGGGAAAUUAUGCAAAUUGCUAACGAGCCCAAUUACUGAAAUUCGAGAUCUUGUGGCGGAAUUUUUAUUCAUUCUUUGUAAGGAAAAUGUAGGAAGGAUGAUCAAAUACACUGGUUAUGGCAAUGCAGCAGGGAUGUUUGCUAAUAAGGGACUAUUGGGUGCAGUACAAAGGGAAACAGAAUACUCAUCCGAGUCAGGAGGGAGUGAUACUGAGGAGUAUGCUAAAUACAAGGAAAAUAUAAAUCCAGUUACUGGAUGCUACGAGGAAGUUAAACCUAAUCCACUUGACGGGAUGACUGAGGAACAAAAGGAGCAUGAAGUGCUGAACCUAGUGAACCUCGUGAACCAAUUGACAGAUAACGGAGUAAUUCAACCAUGCACCAUAGGCGAAGAUGGAAAACCCAGGCCAGUUCAACACGUCCUAGAACUUCAGGAAGGACUACCAAAGAGGCAAAAAGCUUUCCAGGAUGAUAAUGAUUCAGAAUAAAAUGCAUUAACCGUCAAUUUUAAUUUUUAAUUUAUUGUAAAAGAACAAAGAACAACGUUACAAAUUAAACAAUUGGCAGGAGAUAAGAAAUAUAACUUUCCAAAAUCACA